AUGGAAAAUUAUAUACAUGCUCUCACAUUAGGAAAAGAGAUAAUUGUUGUAGGUGAUUUAAAUUGUGAUUUGCUGAAACCGGAUUCUCCAGAGGCUAUGACGCUACUAGAUUUUUGUACAAGUGUGAAUCAAACUCAAUUGAUAAAAGAACCUACACGAGUAACAGAAACGUCAUCAUCCCUUAUUGAUAUUAUUAUGACGUCGAAUGUCAGUUUAGUAGAAAAUCAUGUGGUAGCUUUAUCUCACAUUAGUGAUCACUAUCUAAUAUAUGCUUCUUUGAAACUUAAGAUGUUGAAGCCGCCACCUAGUUAUAAAUGUGUGAGAUCCUACAAAAACUACAAACCUGAUAGUUUCCUCGCGGAUUCACAACCAAUACCUUGGUAUGAUAUUUCCAUUAUGGAUGAUGCAAAUGUAAUGCUAGACCAUUUCAGUGAGAGGUUUCUCCAUGUAAUGGAAACACAUGCAUCUGUAAAAACAGUGAGGAUUAAACACCGCAGCUGCCCCUUUCUUAGCACAGAAAUUCGCGAACUUAUGCAAUACAGAAAUAACCUAUUGAAAACGGCUCGAAGUACUAAAUUAGCAACAGACUGGGAAAUGUAUCGUAAACUAAGAAAAGAAGUAAAAUCCAAGCUGAGAGAUGCCGAAAGGGAAUAUGUACGGAAAGAACUAGAGCACAGUCACAACACUAAUUCAAAGUGGAAGAUAAUUAAGAAUUGUAUUCCUCGUAAAGAAAGCACUCAACAAAUCUACACAAAGGAUAUGAAAGAAGUUGCUAAUGAGUUUAAUCAGUUUUUCUCCUCAGUUGGUAGAAGAGUAUCAGAAGAUUGCACGCCUUUAAUAGAAUUAUAUAACCUGCCUGCAUCUCCAACAAGUGUUUUGCUGGCUGUCGCUGAGUCACAAAAUUUUAGUUUUGUUUCUGUCUCAUGUGGAGAAGUACGAAGGACAGUUAUGGAAUUCCAAUCGAACAAAGCUCCUGGCCAUGACAAAGUACGAAUGUCUACGAUAAAGGAUGCACUUCCAUGUAUUCUCCCAGUUAUUACUGACAUAAUAAAUCGCUCGUUACAGACUUCAGUCUUUCCAUCAGCCUGGAAAAUAUCAGAAGUAAUACCACUUCUUAAAGAGGGAGAUCACGAAGUGGCAAAUAACAAUCGACCACUAUCGUUACUACCAGCGACUUCUAAAAUUUGUGAACGAGUAGCUUUAAAUCAGCUGACCUCCUAUAUACGAGCAAAAAGAAAUGCCUAA
Paramuricea clavata is the source of this 1245-nucleotide messenger RNA. NCBI's taxonomy places the organism in Eukaryota, Metazoa, Cnidaria, Anthozoa, Malacalcyonacea, Plexauridae. The record is from the annotation of a GenBank genome assembly.